AUGGACAAAAUGAUUCCUUUUAUGGAUUGGCCAGGAAAAUAUUCUUCAAUGGAUUCGAUGACAUUCAUGGGAUCACCUUUUCCUCUUCUUCUAAUUAUUUGUUCAUAUUUAUAUUUCGUUCUUUUCAUGGGACCAAAAAUGAUGGAAUUGAGGAGACCAAUGAACAUCAGAAUUAUCAUUUUACCUUACAACAUUCUGCAAGCUUUCUUGUUCAGUUACAUCGUUUUGGAAAUGAUCAACAAUGGAUUUUCCUUUGAACUUACAUGGAAAUGUGUCGUCGAAAAUGGUGAAGAUAUGAAUGAAUUACACAACAAUAUGUGGCUAUUCAUGAUUCUUAGAAUUUUUGAGCUUUUUGAAACAAUUUUCGUUGUUUUGCGUAAAAAACGAAGCCAAUUAACUUUUCUUCAUAUUUAUCAUCAAACUACUAGCGUUUUAGUUUUCUGGAUCUUAUUGAAAUAUCAUUCUGGGAUGAUGGAAAUAUUUUUAAUUGUUAUCAGUUCUAUUGGUCACGUCAUUAAAACAAAUAAACGAUGGUAG
Messenger RNA from Clunio marinus, 537 nucleotides. The record is from the annotation of a GenBank genome assembly. NCBI's taxonomy places the organism in Eukaryota, Metazoa, Arthropoda, Insecta, Diptera, Chironomidae.